GUACACUCUACUGUCCUUGUCCACCGUGAUGACCGAGUACCUAUGUGAUAUAAUAUCUGAGAGGCAUUCAGCCUCUUGUGGAUACCAUCGUGCGAUUUUUAGAAACUGAAAAGUCACAUUGUAGGGAGAAGAGGGGCGUAUCGACGCUGAUGGUGGACCACGGUCAUCCACCGUGACGAUUUCACUGAUGGUGAAUGUGUCCUAAUCGGAAUCGGUCAAACAUGUAUCAAGGACUUUCCGGCAAUAGAAUCGUCAGAAGCGUUGAAUGUAUUACUCUUUGUUUAGGACAAAGCCAUUGUAUCCAAGUAUCGACUAGGAAGGAUGAACGCUAUACUCUACAACUUCAAGAUGUUCCUCAUAAUGUGCCACACCAUCAUAUCCUCAAUAUCCGUGCACGCAUACUCUAUGCUUCUGCCAUCCCCGAAAGUCAUACUCCCUCUAGGCUCUCGGUAAACACGAUCCUGUCCAAACACCCCAAGCAGCCCACCGAUCUCAGCCGUAUUGUCUCGUGGUCUACCCAGUCAUCGACCUUUAAAAUUCUCCUGCCAGUACCUUCUAACUCAAAAGGAUUUUUGACCGCGUUCAGUCUACUGCAUCACCAAAAGUGUCUGAACCUGGUCAGGCCACGACCAGCCCUUACCGACAAACACCUACACCUGCCUCAAAUGACAAGGACUAACCUCCCUGGUGGGUCUGACCUACCUCGAUCAAGGAGUGAUUUUUGCGACCAGGCCCUGGUCAUGACUUCGCCUCUCCUUGGCCAGCCCUUGCAAGAACGGCCUCGCAAGGUGACCCUGGUCAUGCAAGGUGGCCAUUGCCUGUGGUGGUACGUGUGGGUAGACUUUGUAGCUAUAGGUCAGGCUGUUAUUGAAUGCUAAAUCCACAUAUAUUACAAAGCAUGUGUUCAUUUAACUUCUAUCGAGUACAAAUCUGAACUACCCAACGAUGCAUGGACGCAAUAAACCCCGUUACGGAAGCUAGCCAUAUUUAUAUUAUUGCGGCGUUCAGGGUUUCCUUCGACAGAUUCUGCAGCUCAACCUGCUCAACGAGACCGGGACCUUGAACGAUGUUGAAAUGAAGAGUUGCAGUUGUCCUUGGGUAGUCGGACGAGCGAAAGCAUUAUUACAACAAUGUUGAAGCAAACGACAUUGAGGAAGAACAAUAAUGUGAGCAAAAAGCGGAAAAGACUUGACGCUUACUGCUUCGCCACCCCAUCUUCUCCCUAGAACAUUACGGCU
Desarmillaria tabescens is the source of this 1238-nucleotide messenger RNA. RefSeq lists its product as uncharacterized. Lineage: Eukaryota; Fungi; Basidiomycota; Agaricomycetes; Agaricales; Physalacriaceae. The transcript has 2 exons. The record is from RefSeq and is a predicted model, not a curated record. Bases 195 to 878 code for a protein of 227 amino acids.